Messenger RNA from Phaeoacremonium minimum UCRPA7, 843 nucleotides. RefSeq names its product protein btn-1. The transcript has a single exon. Gene Ontology annotation, biological process: regulation of intracellular pH. Gene Ontology annotation, cellular component: membrane; vacuole. Lineage: Eukaryota; Fungi; Ascomycota; Sordariomycetes; Togniniales; Togniniaceae. Bases 1 to 843 code for a protein of 280 amino acids. The record is from RefSeq and is a predicted model, not a curated record.
AUGCUCACAGGGUGGCUAGGGUUCAGUGUUAAAGGCAGUCUCCUGGCCUCUGCGUUCCUUCCAGUGAUCAUGCUGAUCUCAUUCUUCUUCAUCCUGCCUCGGGGACCACUGCGACAAGGCUCGGCGAAGGACUAUGAGACAAUACCGGAAAGAGACUUGGAAGAAGACGAGAUCGACGAUAUCCCAGAAGGCACUGCAUCGUCGAGUCUCUUGGCUCCUGGGCCAAGCGUUGCUUCUACGGCAUACUCGACGCACUCUCAGGAUCGCAAGGCGUCCUUCGUCUCCAACCUCAAACGCGCUCGAUCUCUGUUCUUCCCUUAUAUGCUGCCUCUACUACUGGUGUACAUCGCCGAAUACACCAUCAACCAGGGCGUGUCACCAACGCUGCUGUUUCCCCUUGAGUCGUCACCGUUCUCCGAAUUCCGCGCGUUCUAUCCUUUCUAUGGGUUCCUCUACCAGCUUGGCGUCUUCAUCUCCCGCUCGUCAACACCGUUUAUCCGCAUUCACCACCUGUACAUACCCUCGUUCUUGCAAGUGGCAAACUUGGUCUUGUUGACGCUGCACGCUUUACUCUACUUCAUCCCCACUGUAUAUAUUGUGUUCGUAAUCAUCUUCUGGGAAGGCCUCCUCGGUGGUGCUGUCUACGUCAAUACUUUCGCCGAGAUCAUGGAGAAUAUUCCCUCUUCUGAGCGAGAAUUCAGUCUGGGGGCGACAUCUGUCAGUGAUAGCGGUGGCAUCUGCAUCGCAGGCUUUGUUGGCAUGGCGAUGGAGGUCUGGCUUUGCGACUGGCAGGUCCAACAUGGAAGAGAGUGGUGUCGACAAAUCAAAGCCAGUUCACCUUAA